GAUGGCAGAGGAAUAAUAACCAUUUUCAUUUACUCCAGAAGGUGGAAGUGCUACAAAUUCAACAAAGGAUUAUACUGGCAAAGGAAUAGCUACGUAAGAAUGUUUUAUUUUGAAACAGUUAUCCAAAUGGUGAUACCUAUGAAGGUUAAUAUGUGAAUGGAGUUAGAGAAGGAAAAGGGAAAUACACUUACAAUCCUUCAGGGGAUAGAUAUGAAGGUGAAUUCCAACAGAAUUUGAAACAUGGAAUUGGAAGAUUGAUUUAUAAUAAUAAUAAAGGAGAAUAUUAUGGAUAGUGGGAGUCAGGACUUAGGCACGGAGAAGGAUUAUACACAUAUGCCAAUAAAGAUGUUUAUUCAGGAUAAUGGUCAAGAGGAAAGAAACAUGGAUAAGGUACUUAUGUUUUUAAUGACACUGCCAUGAGAGUAUUAAUUUGUUAUAAUUUAUAUAAUAGUUUAGAGGUACUUGGAAUAACAAUGAGAUUGUUGAUGGGGAGUGGAUUUAUCCCAAUGGAACAGUUUAUAGAGGUCCAUUUUAACAUAACAAACCAAAUGGUGUUGGCAGAUUUGAAUUUGCUAAUAAAAAUUAAGUGGAAGGUUAUUAUACAUAAACUAUUGUUCCAAAUGCAAAUCCAGAUGACACUACAUUAAAUAUAUAAUUGGAAUGGGUAACAACAAAACAUUAUUGA
This is a messenger RNA of Paramecium pentaurelia, 685 nucleotides long. The record is from the annotation of a GenBank genome assembly. Lineage: Eukaryota; Ciliophora; Oligohymenophorea; Peniculida; Parameciidae.